AUGAUGGAACUGAGGAUUCAGCUCAUCCCGACAGGGGAAAUCAUUCUUUCUCCUGGGAAAAAUGGGGAAAACUACUGUCACAACUGCAAGGUGCUGAGUACUGACGGGGUGCGGGCUAUGAUGGAGUCGGCCCUGACAGCAAGAGACAGAGUGGGUGUGCAGGACUUUGUCCUGCUGGAGAACUACACGAGUGAGGCUGCUUUCAUAGAGAACCUUCGCAAACGCUUCAAAGAGAACCUUAUCUAUACUUACAUUGGCUCAGUACUGGUGUCUGUUAACCCAUAUAAAGACUUGGAGAUCUACACCAAAAACCACAUGGAGCGGUACCGUGGAGUCAACUUCUAUGAGGUCUCACCACACAUCUAUGCAGUGGCUGAUAACUCGUACCGUUCUAUGAGGACAGAGAGGAAAGACCAAUGCAUCCUAAUUUCUGGAGAAAGUGGAGCCGGUAAGACGGAAGCUUCAAAAAAGAUUCUUCAAUACUACGCUGUGACCUGUCCAGCUAGUGAGCAAGUGCAGACCAUCAAAGACCGCCUUUUACAGUCUAACCCUGUGCUCGAGGCCUUUGGCAAUGCCAAGACGUUACGUAACGACAAUUCGAGUCGCUUUGGCAAGUACAUGGAUAUCCAGUUUGACUUCAAGGGUGCCCCGGUGGGAGGUCACAUCAUUAAUUACCUGUUGGAGAAGUCGCGUGUGGUUCACCAAAACCACGGCGAGAGGAACUUUCACAUUUUCUAUCAGCUGAUCGAGGGAGGCGAAGAAGACCUGCUCAGGCGCCUCGGCUUGGAGCGAAACACUCAGCAGUAUCAGUACCUGGUCAAAGGUAACUGUCCCAAAGUGAGCUCCAUCAAUGACCGCAGUGAUUGGAAGGUGGUGAAGAAGGCCUUAACUGUGAUUGGCUUUAAUGAAGACGAAGUUGAGGAGCUGUUGAAUAUAAUCGCCAGUGUCCUUCACUUGGGGAAUGUUCAAUAUGGUGGUGAGGACGGCAUCGCCUGCAUCACUUCUGACACACAGAUCAAGUACUUGGCAAGGUUGUUAGGAGUAAAUGUGGCUGUGCUGACGGAGGCACUCACAAACAAAAAGAUAAUCGCCAAGGGAGAGGAGCUGAUCAGCCCACUGAACCUGGAACAGGCAUCCUCUGCUCGAGAUGCUUUGUCGAAGGCAGUGUAUGGACGUACUUUCACAUGGCUUGUCAACAAAAUCAACACUUCACUGGCAUACACGGAUGACUCUUAUAAGCACUACUCUGUUAUUGGGUUGUUGGACAUCUAUGGCUUUGAGGUCUUCCAACACAACAGCUUUGAGCAGUUCUGCAUUAACUACUGUAAUGAGAAGUUGCAACAGCUCUUCAUUGAGCUCACCCUCAAAUCGGAGCAGGAGGAGUACGAAGCUGAGGGCAUCACGUGGGAGCCGGUGCAGUACUUCAACAACAAAAUCAUCUGUGACCUGGUGGAGGAGAAGUUCAAGGGCAUCAUAUCCAUUCUGGAUGAAGAGUGUCUGCGACCCGGAGAUGCUAGUGAUAUGACUUUCCUGGAGAAGCUGGAGGACACUGUGGGAGGUCAUCCUCACUUUGUCACUCACAAGCUUGCUGAUGGAAAGACACGGAAGAUAAUGGGUCGUGAAGAAUUCCGACUGUUGCAUUAUGCUGGAGAGGUCAACUACAAUGUCAAUGGUUUUCUGGACAAGAAUAACGACCUGCUCUUCAGGAACUUAAAAGAGGUUAUGUGCAUGUCUGAGAACAAGAUCCUAAACCAGUGUUUCGAGAGGGACGAGCUGAGUGAUAAGAAACGUCCUGACACGGCAGCGACCCAGUUUAAGGCCAGUCUGGCAAAACUCAUGGAGAUCCUCAUGUCCAAGGAACCGUCAUAUGUUCGCUGCAUCAAGCCCAAUGACUCCAAGCAAGCAAGUCGCUUUGACGAUGUUCUGAUACGUCACCAGGUCAAGUAUCUGGGGUUGAUGGAGAAUUUGAGGGUCAGACGAGCUGGCUUUGCUUACAGGCGGCGCUACGAGGUCUUCCUGCAGAGGUACAAGUCCCUGUGUCCAGAGACUUGGCCUAACUGGCAGGGCAAACUGUCUGAUGGAGUUGCUACAUUGGUCAAGUACCUGGGAUAUAAGCCUGAAGACUACAAGCUGGGCAGAUCAAAAAUUUUCAUCCGUUUCCCAAAGACCUUAUUUUCCACCGAGGAGGCCCUAGAGACCAGGAAACAUAGCCUUGCCACCAAGUUGCAGGCAGGAUGGAGGGGCUACAGCCAAAGGUCCAAGUACCAAAAACUAAGAACUUCAGCUAUUGCCAUUCAGGCAUGGUGGAGGGGAAUCUUAGCCAGGAGGAGAGCCCGACGCAGGCGGCAGGCUGCAGACACCAUUCGCAGGUUUAUCAAAGGCUUCAUUUACCGCCACAAGGAGCGCUGUCCAGAGAAUGAGUAUUUCCUGGAUUACGUGCGCUAUUCCUUCCUCAUGAAGCUGCGCAGAAACCUGCCAAAGAACGUUCUGGACAAAAGCUGGCCGACGCCACCAGCAGCUCUUACAGAGGCUUCAGAACACUUGCGCAAGCUGUGCAUGCAGAACAUGGUGUGGAUCUACUGCAAAAAGAUCAGCCCUGAAUGGAAACACCAGAUGGAGCAAAAGAUGAUUGCAAGCGAAAUAUUCAAGGAGAAGAAGGACAACUAUCCACAAAGUGUGCCGAAGUUGUUUGUCAGCACUAGACUAGAUGGCGAAAACAUAAAUCCCAAAGUCCUGCAGACGCUCGGAAAUGAGAAGUUAAAGUAUGCAGUGCCAGUCACCAAGUACGACAGGAAGGGCUACAAAGCUCGCCCACGCCAGCUGCUACUCACAGCAAACUGUGCCAUUAUUGUAGAGGAUGCCAAGCUCAAGCAACGCAUUAACUAUGAUGUUUUGAAAGGUAUCUCUGUGAGCUCGCUAAGCGAUGGCCUGUUUGUUCUGCACGUGCCCAGUGAUGACAACAAACAGAAGGGAGAUGUGGUUCUACAAAGUGACCACGUGAUUGAGACCUUGACCAAGAUCGCCAUAUGUGCUGACAAAGUAAACAGCAUCAACAUCAAUCAGGGCAGUAUAAAAUUUACAGUGGGUCAAGGAAAAGAAGGGGUCAUUGACUUCACCCCUGGAUCAGAGCUAUUGGUGGCUAAGGCCAAAAAUGGCCACCUAUCUGUGACGGCUCCAAGACUGAACUCCAGAUGA
Molecule: messenger RNA, 3195 nt
Organism: Nerophis lumbriciformis (worm pipefish)
Lineage: Eukaryota; Metazoa; Chordata; Actinopteri; Syngnathiformes; Syngnathidae
Source: RefSeq, a predicted model, not a curated record